Molecule: messenger RNA, 1282 nt
Organism: Zonotrichia albicollis (white-throated sparrow)
Lineage: Eukaryota; Metazoa; Chordata; Aves; Passeriformes; Passerellidae
Source: RefSeq, a predicted model, not a curated record
GUACGUGGGGAACCUCUCCAGGGACGUGACCGAGGCUCUGAUCCUGCAGCUCUUCAGCCAGAUCGGGCCCUGCAAGAACUGCAAGAUGAUCAUGGAUGAGGUCAAAGUGAACUGGGCCACCACCCCCAGCAGCCAGAAGAAAGACACCAGCAACCAUUUCCACGUCUUUGUGGGGGACCUGAGCCCUGAGAUCACCACUGAGGACAUCAAAGCAGCUUUUGCUCCAUUUGGAAGAAUCUCGGAUGCACGGGUGGUCAAGGACAUGGCCACGGGCAAGUCCAAGGGCUAUGGCUUCGUCUCCUUCUUCAACAAAUGGAGAUUGACCCAAACCCCUCCCUUUUCACCCCAGAGCCACCCCGGAUGCUGGAUCGCCCUCACCGCCGCCGCCUUCGCUCUUUUUAUUUUUGGCUUUAUUUUUAUUUUUAAUGUGUUUUUUUACAAACACAAACUGCAGGGACUCGGCUGCCUCAGCUGAGAAUCGGGGGCAGGAAUUGCACAAAGUCAUUCUUGGGGGGUUUGUUUUUUUUUUUUGGGAUUUUUUUCCCUCAGAAAGAGCUGGGGAAAAAAAAACCACCCCAAAAGAAGCCAAAAGUGUGGGGAUGUGGAGGUGCCUUCAGCCCCACAGCUCUGUUUGAAAGGAGCCUCUUAUAGGAGGCUUUUGUUACCAGAGAAAUCUUCGUUUACAUCCUUUUCUUGUGGAUCUCAGUGUGGUUUUCAGGGUUGGGUUUUUGCCUUAUGCUGGGGAAAAAAAAAAAAAAAAAAAAACAAAAUACAAAAAUAAAAAUAAAAAUAAAAGGGACUCAAAAGUGCCCAAAUCUCCCCACAUGAGCCAAGAUUCCCACCCUGGGACAGCAAAAUUCCUGUUGCUAAAACAGAUCCCUCCAGGGCUUGGUUGGUUUUUUUUUUAAUUUUUUACUGAUUUCUACAUUUUCCUGUACUGAUUCUGUAAAAUAUUCCGAGCAAAUUGAAGAAUUUUUGCACAACCUUCGGCCACUUUUGUACGUUUUCCUUAUUUAAAGGUAGGACACAAAGGAGCCUUUUGAUGUGAUUUAUGCCUCAAAUCUUCCUUUUUUUUUUGAUCCUUCUUUUUUUUGUGGAUAUGAGCUAUCUCUUGGAAUAUAAAGUUUUUAAUCCAUUGUGUAAAAUUCCCUCCGUAGCCCAGGUGUGUUUCACAAGGGAGUGAAGGUGAGAAGAGCUCCCAAACCUCAUCUAUCAGAGGCCAAAAAACGCCCUUUUUUAUCCUACCUCUCGCCCAGCCUUUAAAAAAAAAAACACAAAAAAA